Molecule: messenger RNA, 655 nt
Organism: Gekko japonicus
Lineage: Eukaryota; Metazoa; Chordata; Lepidosauria; Squamata; Gekkonidae
Product: glycoprotein-N-acetylgalactosamine 3-beta-galactosyltransferase 1-A-like
Exons: 1
Cellular component (GO): membrane
Molecular function (GO): N-acetylgalactosaminide beta-1,3-galactosyltransferase activity
Source: RefSeq, a predicted model, not a curated record
CAGCGUGUCUGAUGAUCUGUAUGAUAAAGUACGAAUCCUGUGCUGGGUGAUGACUGGCCCCCAAAACUUGGAGACAAAGGCCCGCCAUGUGAAGGCCACCUGGUCCCGCCACUGCAAUGUGGUCCUUUUCAUGAGCUCAGUCCAAGAUGAGAACUUUCCCACUAUAGGUCUGGGAACCAAGGAAGGCCGGGACCAGCUGUACUGGAAAACCAUCCGCGCUUUCCAGUACGUCCACAAGCACCAUUUUGAGCAGGCAGACUGGUUCCUCAAGGCGGACGACGACACCUUUGUGGUGGUGGACAAUCUGCGGUGGCUGAUUUCCAACUACACUCCUGACACACCCAUCUAUUUUGGCAAGCGCUUCCGUCCCUUUGCCAAGCAAGGCUACAUGAGCGGGGGCGCCGGCUACAUCCUCAGCAAAGAGGCCCUGCGGCGCUUUGUGGCUGGCUUUGACUCCAAGGUGUGCAGCCACACCACUUCGGUGGAGGACCUGGCUUUGGGCCAGUGCAUGGAGAAGAUGGGAGUGGUGGCUGGGGACUCCCGUGACACAGAGGGCAGAGAGACUUUCCAUCCUUUUGUGCCAGAGUCCCACCUGACUGAGAAGUUCUCCAAAAAUUUUUGGUACUGGAACUAUUGCUAUUACCCUAUUGUGGAG